Molecule: messenger RNA, 10408 nt
Organism: Pocillopora meandrina
Lineage: Eukaryota; Metazoa; Cnidaria; Anthozoa; Scleractinia; Pocilloporidae
Source: the annotation of a GenBank genome assembly
AGGAAACGGAAGACACACACAGUCACUAACUGCACACACUGUGCUCGACAAUAGAGACAAGACCACAAGAUAUGGCCAGAAAUACAUGAGUAUGGGAGAACAUCUAGUGCCUGUGUUGUUUAUAACAGCAAAUGUGGGUUCAGUGUUCGAAAAUGUGAGUUAUAUUCCAGACAUUAAUGAUGUUAUUUGUUGUUCUUUAAUACCGUUGAUGUUGUCAAUGUCCUGCUUGCCUUUAGAUUUGAUGCACGAAGAUUCACCUCGCCAUUUACCUUACUAAUGCUCCAAAAUUUUAAAUAAACUUCUUUUUUAAUUGCGAAUUCAUAAUUAAAUAUAAAAUGUUCUUUAUUGCGUUGGUGUCCAACUUGUUUACAAAAGGAGGCUCUCAACUUUAUUCCCAUGUUGGUAAUUAUCAACAACUUAUACCUGAUAAUUUUGUUGUUUUCAUUGUAGCGAGAUGGUUUGGAGGAGCGCUGGAUUCGAGAAACAGUGACUGUAAGUAGGCUAUUAGGGGUCUCUGAACAAAAGUGAAAGUCGAGUUAACUUUUUGUUCUUUUACAUGCAUGAAAUUUGUAAAAUCCACUUUGCGAAAUUCUUGUGGUAUUAUACUGUUGAUCGAUCUGUGCAAUCUUUUUGGGAUUCUCAUUGGUAGACUGUAACAAGAUUCAAGCCAAAGUUCGUAGCACUUCAUUUUCAAGAAAGUGGAGGGAAAGAUUCUGGCGAAGAAUCCUUAGAAAAAGUUAAAGAAUUUGUCCGGUGAGAAUUAAUCAGAAGAUGUAUGCCCUCAAUUUCUGUUUAAUGUGAAAAUUUGUUGUGGAUAUAUUAGCAGGACUUUGAAAGCGAAUUGUAAUCGAAUCAUUUUUGUUAUGUGAUUUAGGAUCUUCAUCGAUCAAUCACUGCUGAAAGAAAAAUUCGACAAAGUGCGAGCAUGGUUCGAUCAAGAUUAUCGUACAAAAGAACAAUAUACGGUGAGCACUAUUCAAGGUCCAAAGAAAUAAUUUUUACUGUUCUGUUUGUCUCGUUUAAUAAACCCUAAUUACCAGGAUGAAAUUUUAUUCAAUUUCUAUUAUUAUGAAAACAGAUUGUACUGUCGCGAGUUGGGAAUUUUGUGGCAUUUAACUUAAACGAAAAUCAGCGUAGUGCUACAGGCAUGUUGGCUCUUUGUCAGUUUUUUGUUUUGGUUUCUUCACUUGUAGAAUAAUUGAUGUUUAAAGUAAUUGAUUAGACACCACAAUUUAUCGUGUUUUUUUUUCACGAAUAAGUUGACGGUUUAUUAGUACGGGGGCAUCAAUGACUGCUCCUAUAUUGGAAAAAAAGAAAACAUUUAAAAAUUAACAAGCUUGUAAAUCCAAUUCCAUCAUCCUUUGGAGCUGCUCAUGGGUUUGUGUACAUAGAGCAUAAGCCUUUAUUAUUUUGAAUUAAAUUGUGUUUGGAUAGCCCACCUUUAAACCAUGAGAACUGUAGCAGCAUUUUGUACCUUUUGCAUGGAAAAUGUUUCAUUUUAAACAUUAUUAACUUCAGUUAGAAAAAAAAAAAAGGAGAGAGAGAGAGAAAUUAUUGCACAUUUUCUUUAAUUUAUGACUGUUUGGAGUAGUUCCUGGCACAGUCUCAAGCAUAUCAAGGAAAUGCACUGUGUUAAAGACUUUGCUUUGACAAGGAUUUAAAGGGAUUUAAGGGAUAGAGAUGUACUACUAGCUCAUUGCAUUACUUCAAAUCAACCAUCUUGGUUUAAGUCAGAGAAUAAUACUUUCUCCUAACCCUCGACACUUAAAAAAAAUUAUGUUUGAAGCUGAAAAUAGUUGUAACCAAGGCAUGACAUCUAUUGUGUUGGUGGAAGAAAUCUAUGCUUAUUCUAAUGGAAAGCCAAAGAUUAUUACAGAAUUUUUAGAUGAAUUGCAGACAUAUACAAUCAUGCAGAUGAUUUAAGAUAUCCCAAAUCAAUACCAUCUUACAAGCUAAAAAAAAUGCUUAUCCAUAGUUAUGAGUUUUUCAAUCAUAUUUAAUUAUAUUUAUUUGAAAUUGUUUUAAAAUACCCCACAGAUCAAAGACAUGUCACAUUGUCUAUGCUUUUUGGUUUUGCAUACCCUGUAGUGAAAGAUUACCUUAGAAGGGUUUGUUAUUGUGAUAUUUGUUGAACAGUUUUAUUUUGUAAACAGGCUCUUGGCUGUAUAUAUCUGGUAAGCAAGUCUUUAGAGGAUGUGUUUCUCUGGAAUUUCAAAGGUAAAUCCUCUCUUUGAUGGCAAUGUGAUCCAUUUGGUGUGAAAUAAUAACUCACCUCAUAAGAAAACUGUGAGUUUAAGAGAGUUGAACAAAAACUUCUAAAAGAAAGUAAUUUGAUCUUGCAGAGCUACUUAUGGUAAUUGCAACAGCACAUUUAACUAUUCAGGCAGUUAUGUAAAUUUUAUACCUGUAAACAAUUAUUUUGAUCUAGGAAACUCAGUGAGGUUGUUUUUAUUUCUUUUUUUCACACUUUUAAAACCUGAAGAAUCUACAUUCUCCAAGGUUGAGGGAGAAGAGGUGAGUUAACAUUUCUGCAUAGAGUUUAUUUACCAAAAGCUUAACUAGCAGUUGAAUCUGGAAUCUUUUUACCAUGUAAGUACUGGCUAAGCUACAGAAGCCAGUCUUCCAAAAACUUAUAAACUGAUAUAUUUUGAUGUACCAUACAUGUAUUUUGCUUGAAAUGCAUGUGUUGUUGCAUAAGAUAUCAAUAAAGGCACACUAUCAGUAUUGAUAAUUAUAUUGCUUACAGGUGUAUAAUGAUAAAGAUGUAAUUCUAUUUGCAUAAUUGUAGACAGAGUUAACUUAAAUUUCAUGAGAAAUUGUAAACAGAGAUUGUGUCAUGCAGAACAGGAACACAUGUUACCUUAGUAAAGUGUCAACAAGCUCUAUUAUAUUCUUGGCUCCUUUGGCAUACUAUAUACUGAAUAAACUGUAAUUUAAAAAUUUUUAUUAUUAGUCACCUGGUAAGAGUAUUUUUGAUCAACUAAUCCUUGCUGGUUUUAGAUACAAGUGGGAAAUCUGACUGAUGUCCCUAUCCUGGAGAAAGAAAAAUUUCCACUGGAUUUUUUCCCCCAGGUACACUUUCAAUAGUUCUUUAAUUAAAAGUCUGUACAAGACAUAAUUAUUUUGAAUUUAAUCACAAGGAAAGGGCUUAAACAAACCAAUCAGGUCAUAGAUACAACAAAGGCAUCACUGUUUACAUGCUGCAUUGUUACUCUAUUUCACUCCAUGGAAAGUGAAAUGAGUUGUUAAAGUGAUUCCUCACAAAAAAAAAGUUAUUCAACAAUUUUUGUUUAAACUUUCCUCAAAUGUUCGCUACCAUUAUCUGUUUUGAAAAAUACAAUAAAAAAGAUGUGUCACCAUGCUUGUUUAGGAGUUAUAAUGGGUCAAACUUACCCCAUUUAUGCCUGUACUGGCACUUAUCACUCAUGUCAUUUUAUCAGUUCACUAUAUAUUUUGCUGCAGCUGGAAGCAAGGGUUUUUAAAGUAAUACUUAAAAAAAAACUUAUAAGGUUGAAUAUCUGGAGUGUAUGGAACAAAUUGAAAUAUAAUUUGUGGGAAAGUUACACAAAUUUAAAUGACAUUGACUCAAAAUUUUCCUUGAGUCAUUCCUGUCCAGGUCAUAAUUUGUAUCAUUGAAUUAAGGGUUUUGCGCACACUUUUAGCUUUAUCUUUUUCCAUUUGAAUAAUCUUUUUUUUAUUUCCCCCAUUUAAGGGGGAUAAUUUGUACACCAAUUUGUAAGGUGUGCUUGUUGGGCCCUUUUGGCUAUCUAUCAUGUCAUAUCCCAGGGGCACUUGUGGAAUAAUUGUUAAGUUUCACACUUAAACAUUUUUUUUUUAUUGUUUCUGCAGUUCAAAUGGUCACGGAAGGGCUUCAUGAGAACAAGGUGGAAGAUCAACAAGUGGUAAGAUCAUCAGUUUAUUUGCACAUGAAAGUUAUUUUGGCUAAAUCCUCUGAGAAAUUCAAAACCCCAGUUAAAGAAUUGUAACUUAUUGUUAAACAAGGUGUUUCAGCUAAAUACAGCCCUGUACUGUAUGGCUUGCCACCAUCAUCAAAUGCAAAUAAUAUAUAGAUUUAGCCAAGCCUAAAAGCGGAGCUUGCAUUUUUUUUCCCCGCAUGUCUCAAGGGCACAAUGCCUUGCCCCGGCCAGGACUGGAACCCAGUUUGUCCAUCUCAGAGCCUAGUGCACUGACUGCUGGACUACUGAACAAAGCCGUGGUGUUGGUGUGCCCGCAGUACAGUUGACCACGCAUGUUAAAAGUAGCACUUUGUACGGUCGCACGGUCGUACAUCCAAAUUUUUUCAGCUUCAUGAGUUACUACUAUUUUGUAUAAUUAUGGGACUACGCUUUGUGAGCUCUGCUAUUAAAUAGUUAGCAGAGACUGAGAAGGCAAAACAGCGAUAUGGCUUAUAGCCCCUGGCUUUUAGAAGUUUUGGGUCAUUUAUAAAAAGUAUGGGCCAUUACAGUAAUAGGGUGGGCUAUAUCUUGUGUUCUGUGAGUGGAUUUUUUGAUAUGUCAUAUCUUUAUUUAUGUGCCAUAUAAGUAUGAUGCACAGCCUUCCCAAUCUCUGAGUUAGUGAGAAUGUAUAUAGAAAUGAUACCAUUAUAUGACACUGGAAUAGUAACUUGAUGAGGAACUGCUGGAGAUGAGUAGACAUUUCUAACAGUUUCUAUGCAAGUCACUGUUAGAGUCAGAGAAAUUGUUCAUUUAGUUCUCUACAUUCCUUCCUUUUUCUUUACACUUUUGUCCAUAGUUACUACUGGGUAAUUCGUUUAUUUGCAUUUUUCAGUUUGAUGUAACUUAUCAUAACUAGGGCACCAAGUUUUACUAUUCUUAAAUGUUUGAAUGAAAUAUUCCAUGAUUUGCAAUUAUGUUCUAUGAUUUCUGGUUCAAUUUACAUGAAUAAAGUCAUGUUUGUCAUUCUGUACAGAAUCAUGUUUUUAUACAGUUUGCUCUGUACUUUAUUUGACAGUGUGUUUGAUUUACUCAAUAUUCACCUUUUUCAUGAUGCUUCAAACCUGGUAUCCAUUGAGGUGGUAAGUUAGGUUUCACUGAUCACUUUCAACUAUUAGUUUGUUGUAUUGAUGCUCAAAUUGAAUAAAAAUGAAAAUUUAGUUUGUCCUAAGAUUGAUGGUUAUUCUCUUUUUUAUUUUUGUAUUACAAUAAUUAUUAUUUUUUAAUUAUCAGACUCCAUCAGUGUACAGUAAAAAUCGCAUGAGAGCUCUUGAUCAUGUGUUGGACAGGUGAGCUGAUCAGUCAUUUUUUUGUGUACACUCUAAGCUAGAUUUCACUUGGUUUUGGCAUGAUAAGUAUUACUUUUUAUUCUGAUCUAUAGUUCCUAAGGAGUUACUUUGUGACUUUAAUAUCUGAGUUAAUUUGUACUGGAUGCACUGUUCAUCUCUUGGUUUUGGCAGAAUGAGUAUUACUUUUAUUCUAACCUAUAGUUCCUUAGGAGAUACUUUUUUUGCUUAAAUCUAAGAAUUGGAAACUUAAUAUCCACUGGCUGCCUUAUGGUUUCAGAUCGAGACCAGGUACCAAUACAUCUUUUUAUGACUGGGCUCUUUGUCCUGUUUUAAAUAAAAGCUAUCUCAUAAGAAGUGGAUUUGCCAAUUAAAAAUAAAAAACCCUCAUGGUGAACAAGGACAGUAAGAAAAUUUAUUGAAACAGAUAGCAUGAACAUAUAGCUGAAACAGGGCUAAGAUUUUUUUGUAAAAUGCAUUUUGUGGUUUUGACAGAAUGAGUAUUACUUUGAUUCUAACUGAUAGUUCCUUAGCAGAUACUUGGUGACUUUAAUAUCUAACUUAACUUGUACUGGAUGCACUGUUCAUCUCUUGGUUUUGGCAGAAUAAGUAUUACUUUUUAUUCUAACCUAUAGUUCCUCAGGAGAUACUUAGUGACUAACCCUAACUGUCAAUCCUAUUUAUCUCUUGGUUUUGGCAGAAUAACAAAGAGUUCAAUUCCUGUAGUUCCCCAUACAUUAUUUGGUGACUUCAACUUCAGACUUGACAACAAGAGAGUGGUGGAGGUACAGUAUAGAUGUUAUGAAAAAAAAUACAUAUAUACAAGCAGUUUAAGUGUGCACAAGAUACUCCAGCCUUUCAUUAAUGCACAAAUCAUAAUAUACUACCAUAUGACUGCACACAUAGAGUCCUGUAACUAACCAUGAUUGGCUAUAUGUGGUGAUGCAAUUGGCUUAACCAUCAUUAAUUUUUUUGGAUUUUACAGGCUCUCUGUGCUGGUCUUCCACAGCAACAUAUCAGGAAGGAAGGUGAGAGUACUCCUUCAAAGAUCAUCUACAGGGACAGAAAGAAGGCUGAUAAGGUAAAUACAUGUAGAUUGUGAAUAUUGAGCUGACACAAGGUAGUUUCCCUUUCACAUGGCUCACAUUUAGCAAAAAGGACAGAAUACUUUCAUUGAUGCUCUGUAGGAGGCUGAGAUUUUAUUGCUGACAGAAUACAGGUACACUAGAUCUGGACACUUUCAGAUUAUUAUGAUUGUACCUCUGUUGUUUUUAAGUUUGUUUGUUAUGACUGGCUCUUUUUAUUAUUACUAAUGGUAAAAAUUAUGUUUUCAUUAUCAAUUAAUGAAUGGCCUGAAUGAAUGAUGUACUUUGUUUUUUGAUUUUGUUUUUUUGUUUGACAGGUUUUCCUUACACUGGAACCUCGAAUUUUCAAGUUUCAUGACCAAAGUAUAUUUCGAUACCACAAUGGAAAGAAGUUUUCAAAGUACAACAGAGAAUUUGAUGUCUUCAAAGACAGACUGUUUGAGUUUGAUAUUUCAUUCUAUCCAAGGUAAAAGCUAUUACCAUUUAAUAGGUUGUAUAUUUAACCAGUGAAAUGUAUAAGGCAUUUUAUUAAGUUAGAGGUGAGUUGUGUGAAUCUUGCUGACUAACUAAUUAAAUCUGAAAUGUACAAUGUCCAACUUUAUGAUUUUUUCUUAAGUGUAGCAUUUUGUUAACAUACACUGCUCAUGUAUUACUGUUUUUUUUUGUCCCUUUGCCUCAGGGAAAAAUGUUUUUGUGACUAUAGUAUCAAAAGUCCCCCUUGUUUAAAAAAAAUAGGGUACAGUAGCAUCAACAUGAUGAAAUAUUUCUUGUCUCUUUUUUAAUAGCUAUCCUUUCAGUGAAAAUGUAAAGGAUACAACAGUAUAUAGUGAUUCAAGGUACAUAUUUUCAAAAUCUUUUAUGUAGUGUAAAAAAGAGUGUUUCCUAAAUCAGGUCAGAAGUGUUUCAUCUUCAUCCAUUGUGAUAAUUUCGCCUUUGAGUACUGGUGCUGUGCAAGUGUAUUUUUUUCCUUGUAAAACAUUUUAACAAGUCAGAAAGUAUCAAAUACACUGAUGAACCAAAUCAGUGUUAAGGAAACCAAGAUUUCUCCAUUAUUUUUGCAGAAAAAUGAGAUUGCUGUUCUUAUUAAUGUUACUUCCUUCUGUGAUAUCAAAUAUCUCAGGUGUCCAUCUUGGUGUGACAGAAUAUUCUUGAGUCACUCAAGCAGAGCCAUAAUUAACCAGGUCAGUUUUCAUAAUCUUUACUAAUUAAGUAAUAUCUAGGCUGUAUUUUCUAUGCUGGGAGAACACAAUAGUUUUUGUGUAUUCUCUCAAAACCAAUAGGAAGAGUGGUCUAUUGCCUUCAUAAAAUCUACUUAAAAUAAAACACAUUUUGUUUUGAUUUUCUAUGCAUUUACUAAUGCAAUAAAAAGCUUAAUGAUCAGCACAGGAGAACUUGUUCCAAUAGCAACAGGUGUGUUUUCAUAGUAUGUAGUAGGGUAGAUGUGUUACUGUACUCUACUUGAUGUUUAGACAGCAGUCUUUGGAUGACACAAAUAAUGGCCAAGAAAAUGGUUUAAUACAAAGUCAGAGUGUUAUUCAAUUCAGCUAAAUAUCAAUCAUAUCCAGCAUAUUGAUCACCAGAGCUGAACUGUUCAAAAACCAAUUCCACUAAAACCCUGGGCUAGCUGCCAUGGAAGUUAAAUGUUGAUUACUUGAGUGCUAACUGAGCUUCAAAGAACUCACCUUAGUAUUUGAAUGAAUGUUUUGUUGUGUUUGAUCAGAGCAAAGGUUCAUCAGUGGUGUAUGACAUGAUGGGUAAACAAGUCUGUAUGGGAGACCACAAGGUACAGUAUCUGUUUCAGCCUGAAUUAUUCUUUUUAGUGGCUUUGGCUUUUUAUCAAUUCUGUCAUUUCUUGUGAUCCUUCUACAGCCUGUAUUUCUAUAUUUUAAUUUGGAUUCUUCUCAAGACACCCUUUCCCAAGGUUGGUAAAUAUUUAACUUUUGCUUCAGUUUGAGUUUUUCCAGGGAGCUGUUGAUGUAAGUCAUUCAGUUUGAACAUAGCACUCCUAAUGUUUUACUGGUCUACAAUUCAACACUUGCGCACUUUUUAAAACCUCUUACAGGUGGACCUGGACUUGUCAGAAAUGGAGGACCUGUUGAAAUUGUAGAGUAUUUAACAAGUGUUUAAGGCUUCACAAUUUUCUGUCACAUAUGGAGUUUAAACCAUUCAUAAUUAUGCUCUCCAUGUGCAGUAAUUCAGUGUUAAUUAAAGUCUAAAGCAUAUUUAGUGCUCUUUUAGCCAUUAACAGAACUGACUACAUUGAAGCAGAUGAGAUUUGACACCAAGAACAGUUUCUGUUCUCAAAAUCAAUAAAUUUUCUUGCACAAAGGUGAUGUGAAGAAAGAAACUUAACAAUUAGGGAUCUUAUUUGAUCUGAUGCUUAAUAUCAGAGCUAAAAUUAUAAGAAAUUUAUGGCCAAAAGUUUAGAAAAUUUUUAUUCAGAUUUUAGGAGUAAAUCGGUUUGUGAGUGGAUUUUAAACAGUUUUUCUUUGCAUGGGAAGAUUACCUGAGGGCUCUGAAGUUCAAACAUAGAACAAACCGUAGAUGGGAAGACAGCAUAACCAAAAAAAAAUGAAGAAAUAAAUCUAACAAUGCCUUAGAUUAUUAAUGUUUAAAUGAUAUGAAGAAUCAUAUAGUUAUGAAGAGGAACAAGAUUGUGCCUGAAGAGGUGUAGAAGUGUACUCACGGCCAAUGCUAGUGUGGAAGGCAUUAAACAGGCUGGGGUUGGGUUAUUUAGGAUAUAGGUGCAUUCUCUUUGGUUUCCCCCUUUUCUUUGUUUUGAUUAUUUUCACCCUGCCUAUUUUGUUUCUUUUCACACCUUUAGACAGACUAGUGAAAAGAUAUAAGUCUUAAAGGCAUUCAUACUUUGCAGAAUUUUUGUUUUGUUUUUGUUUUUUGGCUUCAAUCUAAGGAUUGGAAACUUAACAUCCUCUGGCUGCCUUAUGCCUACGUUGGUUUCAGAUCGAGACAGGGUACAAAUACAUCUUUUUGUGACUGGGCUCUUUGUCCUGUUUCAAAUAAAAGCAAUCUCAUAAGAAGAGGAUUUGCCAAUUAAAUGUGAAAACGUUUUGUUCUCCACUUUCUGCCUUCCUCUUAACCCUCAUGGUGAACAAGGAAAGUAAGAAAAUUUAUUGAAACAGAUAGCAUCAACAUAUAGCUGAAACAGGGCUGAGAUUUUUUUUGUAAAAUGCAUUUUGUUUUUGUCAAAUUUAAUUCAGAAAUAACUUCUUGUAUAUAAAGGCCAGUUUUCAUUCAGUUGCACAAACAUAUUUGAAAUCAUUGAUUAAGUCCGGUUAAUCGGACUCCAAAGAUAUGAAGCGAUUAAUUACCAUUUCUACCAUUCUAUUUAUGUAGAAAAUUCCAUAUACGUUUAAAAUUACUAAAAAUGGAUCUUUUUAUUGGUCAUUCUUGAAUCAUGCAGGUGCUUUUUCACUUAGUCAUUAGCAGAGGUGCAAAAUAUUCAAGAGCAUGAAGAUGUUGUGAUUCAGUAUUAUAAGACGUAAUCUUGGUAUAUCUUGUGUAUAUAGAACAAGUAUUCGGAAAAUAAUAAAAUCUUAACAUUGGGUAACAUUGCUCCCGUUUAUGACUACAUUCAACCCAUGAAAUAUACCCGUUAGUCCAAGGCUCCACCCAACUAUUCGAAAAACCUUCUAAACGGCCAGGGGAAAAGGGUUUAUUUAUUUCAAAAUGGCGGUGGUGGCUGCACAAACCCAAGUCCACGUUAGGUGCGUGUUUUUCCUCAGAGGAAAGAAGGUUCAGAGGUGAUUAUUCAUUGGAAAAGUUUGGCAGUUAAAUGUAUCUAAAACCAAGACCGUAAUGAAGUUAACUCGGAAGUUUUAGACGUAGUCCCUCUUUUCCAUAUUGUUAUGAAACUUUCCAGGCUUGAACGAGAAGUAGAGAGCCAAAGGAAAGAUGGUUUGCUUCCUUUGCAAAUUAAGUUAAGUAUGGCACAUCACCCAAACAUUCGGUAAAUUUGAUGCUAGGGUAAGCACUGGGCUUAUAUCCAGGAUCGAUGAUUGCAUUCAGAGGUGGGGCGGGGUCGUGUAACCAAGAAAGAGGAUGGAUUGAAAACUGUCGAAAUAAG